AGAUUCCGAACAAUACUUAAGUCACUUAAAUUCACAUAGUGGUAGGGGGGUUCGCGUCAUUUUUAUGUCAUCAAAUAAAUCUUUCAAUAUUAAGAAUUCAUAUUCUGUUCUGUGUAUCAUUCUUUGGUUUUCUUUAUUAUCAUUAGUCUAGGUCGAGAAUUUUCGUAAUAACAAAUGGAAGGGAAUGUUUUGAUGAUGAUCUGUCGUCAUAUGUGAAGAAUCUGAUUUUAAAUUUCAGGUUGACGAGCAUUGCUAGCCUGCAAUGACUACAGCUGCAAGACCGACCUUUGAGCCAGCCCGCGGCGGGCAGGGCAGAGGGGAGAAAGAUCUCAGUGCUAUUUCCCGGCAGUACUCCAGCAGAGACUUGCCGUCUCACACGAAACUGAAAUACAGAGAACAUGGACAAGGCAACACUGAUGAUCUUCGAUCACGUGAUUUCCGCAAGGAACUCGAAGACAGAGAGAGGGAGAAGGACAAGACUAGCUCUCGAGACAGAAGGACCACCGAUUCUCGCGACAGCAGUUCCCACAAGCGCCCCAAGCUGGAUCAAGUCCCGGCGGCCAGCCUGGAUGCGGACGACCCUCUGGACGAUGACGACUCGGACGAUGCGGACAGCGAUGACGACACGGCGGAGCUGCUGGCCGAGCUGCAGCGCAUCAAGAAGGAGCGUGCCUUGGAGCAAGCCAAGAAGGAAACUGAGAAGCGACAAGAAGAAGAGAGAAUACGAAUGGAAAACAUUCUAAGUGGCAAUCCACUGUUGAACUUAUCAGCUCAAGUGCCAAAAACUGAUCUGAAGGUGAAACGACGGUGGGAUGACGAUGUGGUUUUCAAGAACUGUGCCCGUUCAGAACCAGAGAAGAAAAAGGACCAGUUUAUUAAUGAUUCCCUGCGUUCAGAAUUCCAUAGGAAAUUCAUGGAGAAAUAUGUGAAGUGAAUUUGGAGAUUCUCUCUGGUAUUUCAUGUUCCCAUUGCUUUCAGUUGUCUGCUCAAAGGAACUGUAAACGUGACUGAGCUGUACGACACACCCAGUGUUAUUUCUUUGUGUUUACUGAACCAUACAUUUUUGUUAUGUAGCAUUAAGGAUAUUAUAUUGGGCUCUUAAAUUAUAGGAAAAUAUAUUAAUUUUGUAUUUUUUCCUCCUGUAUACUUGAAUAAACAUUAUAACCCUUUAUGUACACAGGUUUUAGAUUAAUGGACAUAGUUUACUGACAUUUUGUUCAGAUAUGUUUUUAUUAGUUUUGCUCAUAUUUUAAUUUAUAAGCUCUGUACAUCUUGAUAUAACACGACAGAAUGAAAAAGAACCUGUGUAGAUCCCACUGUUGCCGGGUAGUCAUGUGACGAGCGAGUCAGAAAGUGAAGGGGGUCAGUCGAACAGCUGCCUGUAAGCUGAGAACAUCGGUCACGUGUGAUCCGAGUUACACGAUCCAAUUUAUGGAUCUGCAUCUAUGUCUGAAUUUAAAUUACUUGUAAAAUCAGUUACACCACUGCGGGGCAAGCAGGGAGAUGUAGUCUACAAUUCUGCGAGACAUUUCAGUGAAAUUUUGAUGUACGAUGUCACUGAAACAACUAAUGCUGCAACAGGUGUUUCAAUACCAACAAGAGAACAAACUUGGAUGAAGGGAAAUGGAAAGGUAAACAGCAAAACCAUUCUGAUUAUUUGACUCCAUCAGGUAAAAUAAACAGAGCACAGGAAAGGAAUUAAAGUUUACUGAGAACAAUCAUCUAGCAUUUUUGUCCAAAAGAAUUAGGCCCAACAUUAAAAAAGUUAAAUAAGGCUUUCCAAGAAGACAGAGAUUUAAAUUACAGAGAAAUACUUGAGAAUUUUGUUGCUAGGUUUUCUCCAGGAAAAAUGUUAAAUGGAAGAAAAAUACUUUGGUUGAAUAGCUUGGACUAACUAUUUAUAGAGGGUGCUAACUCGAAAAAAUACAUGAAUUUUGUAAGACUGGAGGAACCUUAGUUAUUGUUAACACACAGCGUAAUUUGUCAGCACUCAAGUACGGAAAUUGGUGUCCUAAAAUCCAUCGGGAAACUUGCACAAAUAAUUUCUGUGCAUGCAUAUGAAGACCUUUUCCAUAUAAUUUUUGUAGCUGACUUAACCAAACUUUCACUUUAGUAGUAUUAUAUGUCUUUUUUUCCAGAAGUUGUUACAUGACAUGAAAAAUGCUUUUUAGUGGGAUUCUAAUUAUCAUUCUUACUAUUUGAAUUUUAUAUUCAUAUUUGCAAAUAAUUUGGUAUUCAUAUUCAAUUCGAACUAAAAAAAAAAGUAAAAAACCUUUUAUCCACACAAGUGUAAUGAAUACUAAAGCACUUUGGUAAAAUAUUGUUGCAGUUAUUAUUUUUGCUAUGUUGUAAAUUAAACUUUGUUCAUAACAGUUUCUUCAGCCAUGCUUUUGUAAGGGCCUUUGAAUUUGUGCCUAUCUGAAAUAAGUUUGUGUAUUUGUGAGUUAAUAAAUUGAAUCACAUAUACACACAACUUCACAGGAUGUAAUAUUGUUUGGACAGCUAUUUAAAAAGCUGGAACUUGAGAUUAGGUUACCACACAAAUGAUAGGAGAGAAAGGUGCAGUUCGAGUCCGCUGUAGAUUUUUCGUAAAAAUUUAUGUAUAAAAUCAUAACAAAUGUUUCAUAUUAAUGUGUGAUUUAACUAUCCAUCUCUUUAAUACAGUGGUUACACAGAGUACACAGAUAAAUCACAACUUCAUGUAGAAAGGGUGUAUGAUAGCUAAAGUAACACACGUACACCUCACACUUUCACAUUCGCUGAGGUCUGGACUUUUUAGCCUUUUUGGAUUCCUUUUGAUGCAAUCUUUUCUCUGACUUGUGUUUUCUAUAAUUCCGGGCAUAUUUACGAGUGAUAUGAGGCAUUUUAAAUUAUGUUAUAUUUUUCAUUUUAAUACCGAUUUUCACUUAUAUUCCGGUGAAUAUUUUUAUUGUCUCACUUUGGGUCCUAUUGGUGUUCCGCAAGUUUUUUCCAAUGACACCCAAAUCAAUGUUCCAGCUAAACACGUUUACAUUCUAUACCAUUUUAAAACUUUACACAAAGCCAAUUCAUAACAAUCAUUGGUACGAUGAUGUCACAGGCAAAACAAUACUGUGUUACAGACUGUUCAGACAUGAUCUCUCCGUUGUGGGCUCAACCAUUGUUGACGCAUUAUUAGUGUCGUAGUUAUUAGCGAUUCAAAUCUGACUGUAUUUUGUCACACAAAGUAACUGUAACGAGCGAAUAGACAUUGUCACUUCAAAAUAAAUUCCUGAGUUACUACAUUGCUGCUCAUGUAUGAAUGACUCAAGUGCAGUGGUUUGUUUCCACCCCUCUCCCAGCUCACCACGAGAGGGAAAGGUAGUGGAUGAGCAUGGAGAGAACCGAGAAUAAUACUGUACGCUCACCAGAGUGCAGAUGAACUGCUGUCAAGGAUUGUAUAAAGAUGUGUGUUUUUUUUUAAGUGCUAUACCUUGUGAAUAAUAUGGAAAUUACACGUUUAGGUAGUUAAUGUUGGCAGUGUGAGUUAACAUAAAGUUAAUAUCAUUUGCCUUCUGGAUCAUAAAAAGGUAUAUUUGCAUAACCAAAAUUACUGCUGAAGAGCUGUUGUUUGCUCACUGGGUUAACUUUUUUUAAUAGUUAUUAUCAAAACAAUGUAAUGUUCAGAGAUAAAUGCAUGAAAAUAAUGUUUAAAAGAAGCAGACUUGAAAUUAUUAAUGUAUAUAGUUUAUUUUUGUAUUGUAUUAAUAAAUAAUUAGGCUAGAACUAAUUUUUAAACUUUUACUUAUCUUAUCACUUACACAGUUUUCCAUUAAUGUGUAACUAUUUUAGAUAAGAAGUUAUUCUUCAUUAAUUUGAAGAUACUGUGAAACGUAUAGUCAUUUUAAUGUAUGUAUGUACAGAAAUAGGAUUUUAAUACUCAUAAGUUUUGGAACAACUUUGCCGCAAUAAUUAUUACCUAGUUGUUUAGUAAUUAGUGUUUAGCUAUAGUUUGUUGCUUUUGCUGUUAAUAUCCUCCCAGUGGUAUGCAUCUGUUGCUUUUAAAGUAAUGUUGCCAAACAUAGACCUAACAAUUUUUCAAGUAGUGGGGAACAUUUUUGACACUAUAUUUCCAAGAAAUCAUAUUUUGUAGUAUUAAAGAAGUGAUUUAAGGAAAGUCAGUCUCUCUGGAUAAGACAGUUGAUGCCUUGUGUAAUUGAUCAAUUGUAUUGUGUAAAAAUAAACCCCUGUAAUAUACGUGUGUGUGUGCACACACACUUGCACAUGAUACAAUUAAAAAUAAAUAUAUUCUGAUUCUUU
This is a messenger RNA of Bacillus rossius redtenbacheri, 4278 nucleotides long. It is a transcript of the gene c12.1, whose product is annotated as protein CWC15 homolog. The coding region runs from base 263 to 934 and encodes 223 amino acids. The record is from RefSeq and is a predicted model, not a curated record. Gene Ontology annotation, cellular component: catalytic step 2 spliceosome. Gene Ontology annotation, biological process: mRNA cis splicing, via spliceosome. The transcript has 6 exons. Lineage: Eukaryota; Metazoa; Arthropoda; Insecta; Phasmatodea; Bacillidae. Gene Ontology annotation, molecular function: RNA binding.